AUGGCCUCGGCACGACACGGGUAUCGGGCCAACGCUCACGACAAGGCCCGUUCGGGGACAUCUGACGAUGAGACCGAACUGAUCGAUGAGUUGGGCCAUAACCAUAGCUCCAGCGAUGAGCCAGGAAGUGACAAUGACGCUGCUUAUAGCGGCCGCCUGGAUGCCAUUGACCGCAUCAUGAAGAGCUUUUGCGCAAGUCUCGACUCCAAGCUUGCCGCGGCCGGAGCUCCAACGGUCAAAAAAGUGGCGGAGCCCGCUGAACCCAUCAGUCUGGACAAGUCGCGGAUUGUUACCAUCAGGCCGGCCCAGGAGCCUCGAGCAUCUAGCCCUCGCAAACGUGCACCACGGAGUCUGAAGUCACCGGCCAGUCCCGCUCCUCCGAUCAACCGCCAGCCCGAUACCCCUGCAUCACCUGUUGGUGGUAGUACUAGUACUGUUCGAACGCGUGGUGCCCACAUCUCAUCAGCACCAAGACCACAAGUCAUGGUCCAGGGCCAAGUGGAAGGUCAACGGCCAGCAACACGUGUCUCACCCGCCGCUCCGCUUGCAUUUGCGCAGCCUCAGCAGUCCCUCGGUCCUCCGCCGCCGCCCGCUGCACCGGCGGGGGAUUUAGAUUCAGCAUUAGGACCAACAGUCGCUGCCCCGGGUGGCUCUGUGUCCCGCCCCUGGGAACACAUCGAUAGGCUGAGGCGGACCACCUAUGCAUCCCGCUCGGCAAGGACUGCGGCUCGACGUCGAAGCCGUACAAACGGACCAGAAGCUGCACAUGGCGAAGAAGAUCGGUCCUCGACUGUUCCAGCGCGUGGCGAACCAGGCCUGUUGGACGUGUCUGGACUUGCUGGUGAUGUGGUCCAAGAGACUACACCCGGACAAGCCUCUCAGGCUACUACUACUAGUAGUAACGAGCUAUCUGCAACCAUGUCGACUGUGUCUUCUAGUCUGCCGGACAUUUCUCAACAAUUAUUUGGAAUGGGAGGGGAAUCCAGCCUGUUUCUGCACAUGACUGCCAUGCCCUCGCCGAGCCCCGAGGUUUCACAUCAUUCACAGUAUCAUGCUCUGACGACGCCGCCCGAAGAGGAAACGCUGGAGGGUGAAAUUGUCCCGGCAACUAACAGCCCUGAACACAGAGAGAAACCGCGGAAGACCUUGGAGAGUGAAGCGAAAGCUGCGGCUGACGGAGACGGGGAUGGCAGACGCAAAAGGCCAAAACGAGCCCCGUUGGAAUCACCCGUUGAUCGCGAGAAGAGGGGUAAGAAGUUUGCCUGUCCUUAUUACAAGCGCAACCCGAAGAAGUACCGCAACUGGACUUCCUGCCCAGGGCCAGGAUGGGACGAAGUGCACCGGGUUAAAACUCACCUCUACCGGCGCCACCCGCUCCCCAUCCAGUGUCCCCGUUGUUGGGCCGUGUUCAAGGCGGAUGGUCAGCUGCAAUCACACCUGCAGCAAGACCCGGCAUGCACGAUUCAAGGGAACCGCAUGCCUCAUGAGGGGUUUACCAAGGACCAAGAAAAGAGGCUCCGUAGCCGGAAGAAGGCGCAUGCAGACAUGACGGAUGAGGACAAGUGGAGGGAGAUUUACGCGAUUCUGUUUCCCGAUGACGACCAGAGCGCUGUUCCAUCCCCUUAUUACGACAGCGACAACGACAACGAGGGCGGUGAGCAUGCUGACGGGACAGAACUGGAAGACUAUGCCACGUUCGUCCGAAGAGAAAUGCCCACCCUUGUGCGGCGGGAACUGGAAGUGCUGUUUGAGGGCGAAUUCCGUGAUAUUGAGGAACGGCUGCGUCCUCGUAUCGCUGAUAUCGUGCUUAAUUUGCAGCCGCGGCUGCUCAGUUUAUACAAACAGUCGCAACUGCCACUGAGCGAGUACGGCCCACAAGACACGGAUGGCUCGGGAACGGUCCCUACACCGACGGUGUCACAUGGCAAAGAUACCGUGACCAGGGCGGACGGGGGAACUCCAGUGGCUGCUCCGUCUGAUGGCUUUUUUUACGGCGACUUAUCCGGAGUCAACGGUGACAUGGGCGAGAACUGGAUCGGCGGUCACACACCACAACUGCAACUUCCCGAAACCGGCGGCCUGGGCUUGAACUGGGAUUUUGAGUUUGACAGGCUGCUUAACCCGAUGAUGUUUAUGCCUCCGGGGAUGGAGAGCGGGUAG
Messenger RNA from Canariomyces notabilis, 2160 nucleotides. RefSeq lists its product as uncharacterized. The coding region runs from base 1 to 2160 and encodes 719 amino acids. The record is from RefSeq and is a predicted model, not a curated record. The transcript is spliced from 3 exons. Lineage: Eukaryota; Fungi; Ascomycota; Sordariomycetes; Sordariales; Chaetomiaceae.